AUGGAUGCUAACGCCCACGGCGACCGCCAGCCCAACAAUUUUCAGUCUACAGGAUGGGGUCACAGCAAGGACAAGUGCGCGACGGAGGAGGCCGUCCUGGCGCAGAUCGUCCAUGCCGACAGCGACGCCGACUCCGUCGACAACCAGGCCUUCUGCGCGGCGCCGGGCCUGCCAGGCGAGUGUGGUGCUGUUGACCUAGGUCUAGUGGGGGUAACGGAACUAGGCCAGGAUGUCAUGGUGUACGUGGCUGAUACAGCAGCCACGUGCUCCAUGUUCCGAUGCGCAAACGCGUUCGUGAACUACCGCGAGUGUAGUGGUUGGGUCAAGGGGAUCGGAGGCAACAAGGCCCCCGUUCCUCUCCUAGGGUACGGAGACGUGACCGUAGUCUUUUUGACCGAAGGCGGUAGGGUACCAGUGCUAAUCAUGAACGCCGCUCAUGUGCCCGAGUCCCCCCGCAACCUUCUCUCACUGUCGGCGUUGGCCGAGGAAGGCCACACGUAUUCCGGCCAGAAGGGGGGGCUGACUCUCACUACGAGAGCCGGGGGGAAGGUGUGGUUCCCCCGGACGGGGCGUCGGCUCCUCUGGGGCGCCUCGAAGGAAGGACCGCUGCGCCACGGGCUCGAGCGCGGCCGCACACGAAGGGAGACCCGGGAGCUGCAAGGCCCCGAGGAGCCGCCGGGUCCAGACGCCGAGCCAGACGCCGAGCAAGCGCUGCUGGCGGAGAUCAUCGUGGACUACGUUUCCAACUCGCUGGUGCCGGAGCGGUACGACGAGGAGCAGGUCAACAUCGAGUACCGGCGUGAGAUGCAUGAGCUGCCGUAUGGCACCGAGCUGCAGGAAGAGGCGUUCGGUGCAGAGGCAGGGGACAACGGGUCAUCGCAACCUCUUCAUGACCCGCAGCUAAGUAUCCCCUCGCCCUUCGGCCAGAAGCCAAGUGAUGUAGAGUGCGUGCCCUUGACGUACAAGGAUGUCCUUAACUCCAAGUACAAGGUGCUGUGGGAAGCAGCCAUAGCAAAGGAGUUCGACGGCCACAAGAAGACGGGGACGUUCUCCGAGAUUAGCGGUCUGCCCGAGGGGCGUAAGGCCAUCAGUGCGAAGUGGAUUUUCUCGCACAAGACCAAUGAGAAGGGGCUGAUUGUUGACUUCAAAGCACGUAUGGUUGCGCGUGGUUUUUCUCAGAUUCCCGGUGUGGAUUUUCACCACUCAUCAUCCGCAUGCCCUUCCGCGGUGUCCAUCAAAACUAUGGUGGCCGUAUCCACCGAGAAUGGUAGGAGGCCUGUCCACUGGGACAUUAAGCAGGCGUACACACACGCCAAGCUGAAGGAAGAAAUCUACCUGAGGCUUCCAGACGGUUGUGGUGUUUGGACUGGCAAGGCGGUGAAAGUCGAGCGUGCUCUGUAUGGACUCAAGCAGAGUGGGCGCGAGUGGGGGUUUGAGGCUGCCGAUGCCCUGAUCUCAAACGGCUACGAGCAGUGCAGGGUGGACCCCUGCAUUUUCCGCAAGGUGGUUGACGGAGAAGUCGUAGGUCUCAUUGUGAUCUACGUGGAUGACAUCAUGUUGUGCGCGACCGAGGAGGAGCGUGAAGAGUUGCUAGCGUCUCUCCAGAAGGGAUUCCCUGUGAAGGAUCUAGGAGAUUGCACCUGGUACGAUGGGUGUGCCAUUGAGGUGGACCUUGAGAAUGGUACCACCAAGCUGUCCCAGACGGCUUAUAUCGAGAGCAUGCUCAACCGCUUCAAUGUCACGACCACUGCUCCCACGCCCGCUGUCGUCGACGAUGACCUAGGGCCGAAGAGAGACGACGAGUCCUCGGUGGACAAGCCCGUGAGGGAAGCGAUCGGAUGCCUGAUGUGGUUGCUGUUCACGAGGCCGGACAUCGCGCUGCCUUUGAACAAGCUGCAGAAGAUCGCCCACUCACCCACCGAGAGGAUGUGGAACGCGCUUGUGCGGAUCAUGUCCUACCUCAACGAGACGAAGGACCUCGGGAUCACCUACGUCCGCGGAUCAGGGCUAGACCUAGACGUGUUCGUCGAUUCUAGUUACGCCGACAGCACCGUUGACAGGCGUUCGACGACGGGGCUAGCCGUGACUGUAGGUGGGACCGUAGUGUGCGCAUUCAUGAAGACACAGCCAGUGACGGCUCAGUCGACCACGGAGGCAGAGUAUGUUGCAGCCGGGGAGGGCGUGAAGGAAGCGUUGUUCGUGCGUGGUGUUCUGUCGUUCAUUGCGCCCGAGACGAGCGGUGCCACGAUCAGGGUCCGUGAGGACAACGAGGGGGCUCUCGCGUUGGUGCAGAACCCUUUCAGCUCGGCGAGGAGCAAGCAUAUCGACGUGCGGUUCCACUUCAUCCGCGAGCUCUUCAAGGUGGGCAAGAUCACCGCAGAUUAUGUCUCGACAGAAGAGCAGCACGCCGAUAUGCUGACCAAGGUCCUUGGUAGGGGCAAGUUGGAGUACCACCGGAAGGCUCUGAUGAACCUGCCGAUGUAG
Molecule: messenger RNA, 2484 nt
Organism: Ectocarpus sp. CCAP 1310/34
Lineage: Eukaryota; Phaeophyceae; Ectocarpales; Ectocarpaceae
Source: the annotation of a GenBank genome assembly